Molecule: messenger RNA, 195 nt
Organism: Paramecium tetraurelia
Lineage: Eukaryota; Ciliophora; Oligohymenophorea; Peniculida; Parameciidae
Exons: 1
Source: RefSeq, a predicted model, not a curated record
AUGAACUCUGGGUUGAACAACCAAAAUUCUUUGUUUCAGCAGCUAACUCCUGCUUAACUGGAGGAAUAUUAGCAACAACUUAGGUAUGAUUUUAAACCCAUUUUCCCCUUAUCGUAUUACCAGAAUAGCUCUAUUCAAUCAUUUGGCAAUUCAUUACUUAUUUUAGAUAAUCGCAACUUUUCAGUGCCCUCCUGA